AACCAAAGUAACAUGACGCACCUCUUAGGUCUUUUAAUAAGUUUGGCCGCCGGUUUGGCCCUAGUGCACGGUGCUGCCCUCUGGACACACGGAGUAGAGUCGAACUAUCAAGACCCUUUGUGGGACCUUAGUGGCCCAGAACAGGGAAGCAGACAACAAUUUAGGGACUAUAUUGGGGUUGGACUCAUGUUGACGUGCUGUGCCAUCAUUUAUGGAGGUUUGAUGGCUGUUCUGUCUAGACCGGCCCUGAACGAAAUUCAUUUGCUGGCCGUCUCCUACGUCGUCCUGGUCACGUUCCUUGGAUUGGAGAUCUGUCUGGCACUAACGGCAGCCCCGAGACGAAUAUCUUCAGGAGCCAGUUCCACCCUGGUCUUCGUGUAUCUGACCUACGCGGUGCUUCCAGUUCGCCUUAGGGAAGCCGUACUGGCCGGCAUUCUGCUUUCGGGGGCCCAUCUUUGGGCGGCCUUUUUGAUUUAUGCGAAGAGUCUCUAAGGGCUAAUUGAACAUGCUGGUGCGACCUUCCUGGUGUUGACCUGUGCCAAUUUGGCAGGAAUUUUUACACAUUGGCCAAGGGAAAGGGCUCAAAGACAAGCUUUUUUGGAAACCAGGCAAUGUAUUGAAGCACGAUUGACGACUCAGAGAGAAAACCAACAACAGGAACGACUUUUAUUAUCAGUUCUUCCUCGACAUGUAGCAAUGGAAAUGAAGGCUGAUAUUGCAGGACAGCCUAAAGAAGCACAAUUUCACAAAAUUUAUAUACAAAGACAUGAAAAUGUUAGUAUUUUGUUUGCUGAUAUCUGUGGAUUUACAAGUCUCUCGGAUCAAUGUACUGCUGAAGAAUUAGUUCGGUUGUUGAAUGAACUUUUCGCAAGAUUUGAUCGCUUGGCUGCCGAACACCAUUGUCUUCGUAUAAAGUUACUGGGCGAUUGUUACUAUUGUGUUUCCGGGCUUCCGGAGCCUAGACCGGAUCACGCCCAUUGCGCCGUCGAAAUGGGCCUCGAUAUGAUUGAUGCCAUCGCAUUAGUCCGAGAGGUGAUGGCAGUGAACGUCAACAUGAGGGUCGGCAUUCAUACCGGCCGUGUUCAUUGCGGUGUUUUGGGUUUAAGAAAAUGGCAAUUUGAUGUUUGGUCAAAUGAUGUCACAUUGGCCAAUUAUAUGGAAAGUGGAGGAAUACCAGGACGAGUUCAUAUAACUCGAGAAACUUUGCAAUGUCUUGAUGGUGAUUACGAGGUUGAAGAAGGUCAUGGUGGUGAAAGAAAUGGUUAUUUAAAGGAUCAUAAUAUUCAAACCUAUUUAAUUGUACCUGGAGAUACCUACAGACAACAGAUUACUGAAAACAAACCGCAACAUUCGUUCUCGAUGAAUGGAAAUAUUUCAAAGGAAAUGCGAAUGAUGGGCCAUGGGUCGCAGCACGGGAAAACUACUUCCAAGUUGGGUUUUGGAGAACCUCCUGGUGAAGACAAAGAUCCUGAAGAUGAAGUAAAUGAGUACCUAAUGAGAGCAAUUGAUGCCCGAAGUAUAGAUCGUCUGAGAGCAGAACAUUGUCAAACAAUACUUUUGACUUUUAGGCAGAAGGAAGUCGAAAAAAAGUAUACAAGACAGAAGGAUCGUAUGUUAGAUACGUAUUUUAUGUGCGGCCUAUUGAUUUACCAUUCUGUGGCAUUAGUGCAAAUUAUAGCAUUUCCCUUAACUAUUUUCAACCAAGUAUGUAUAAUAAUUUUUGGACUGGUAGUUAUAACCAUAUCUGCUGUUGUUUUCUCCGAAAACCACAAGAAAAUGCCAAAAUUCAUGCAAGAUUUAUCCCAAAAAAUUCACAGCAAUCGAACGGGUGCUCAAAUUUUAGCUUUUGCUGUCGUUGGAUUAAUAAAAUGUUUAGCUGAUUCGGCUCUGAUUUUGUUACCACUAGAACUAGAUUGCCUAAACCAAACACUGAACGGAUUUUACAAUCUCAGUGCUGAGCCCGAAUUUCCAUGUAUAAAUUUCAUAGUUUCGGAUUAUCUUCUAUUACUAAGUAUGUUGGCCAUGAUAGCCUGUGCAGCCCAACAAGUUUUGGUAACCGCCUUGAAGACUUUACUUUUGCUCUGCAUUUGCGUUGCUCAACUUUCUGCAGUUAUGACACAUUAUUCAAAAGUCGAUAAUUUGAUCAUGGAAUACACCAGUAUUGAGCCUUCGUGGACAACAAGAUGGGUCGAUGCCGUUCUCCUGUUAGGAUUUAUGAUAGCACUAAUUCUUCAUAGUCAACAAACCGAAGCAACUUAUAGAUUAGAUUUUAUAUGGAAACUUCAGGCAACUGAGGAAAAAGAAGACAUGGAGCAUUUAGAAGCCUAUAAUAGAAAACUUUUAGCCAAUAUUUUGCCAGUACAUGUCGCCGAGCAUUUUCUAUGUAACGUGAAAAAUAUAGAUGACUUGUACCACGAACAAUGUGACUGCGUCUGCGUAAUGUUUGCAUCGAUUCCAAAUUUUUCCGAAUUUUAUGUCGAACUUGAAGGAAAUAAUGAAGGUGUUGAGUGUCUUCGACUAUUAAACGAAAUCAUUGCAGAUUUCGAUGAACUUUUAUCCGAAGAACAGUUUCGAUAUAUCGAAAAAAUCAAGAGCACUGGUGCUACUUACAUGGCGGCAUCAGGUUUAACUAGAAAUACUUGCGAUAUGUUAGGCUAUCGUCAUGUAACCGCGAUGGCAGACUAUGCCCUAAGACUCAAAGAACAAUUAUCCAACGUCAACGAGCAUUCUUUCAACAAUUUCCGAAUUAGAAUAGGUAUUAAUAUUGGACCUGUUGUAGCCGGUGUUAUAGGUGCUAGAAAACCCCAAUAUGAUAUUUGGGGAAAUGCUGUCAAUGUGGCUUCUAGGAUGGAUUCUACUGGGCUUCCAGAUCACAUACAAUCGGCUGAAGAUGAAGAAACCUGGAAAUGCCAUCGAUGGUGGACAAAAAUCACAGUCGAACCAACAAUGUUCUUGUACAUGAUGGCAUUCAUGACGACUUCUGUCGUCGAACAGGCAUUUUUUGUUCACAAAUCCUGCACAGUAAAUCAUAAAUAUAACGAAACUAUUUGUAGAAACCUUUCUCAGUAUAAAGACAUCAACACCAAAGUACAAAUUACUGUAUCAGAUUUCCAUCAAUGGAACAAUAUAGCAGGACAUAUUGUUCCAAUAAUUCUAUCAUUAUUUUUGGGAGCCUGGAGCGACAGGAGAGGCCGAAAAAUUCCUUUAAUUAUGGGACUUGUUGGAAAACUUUAUUACUCUAUAAUGGUCAUUGUUAAUGCAAGGCAAGAUACCUGGCCUUUAGAAUAUGUCAUUUACACUGCAACGAUCCCAUCAGCUCUAACUGGAGCAGACGUUGCAAUUUUUGGAGCAGCCUUCAGUUACAUGUCUGAUGUCACAACACCAAAAGAUCGAACACUGAGAAUAUCGAUUUUGGAUGUUUGCUAUCUCAGCACGAUGCCCACUGGUGUUGCUUUAGGUUCAUUCUUAUUCAACGAAGUCACAAAUCGUGCCUACGACAUCAUGUUUGCAAUAAACGCUUCGAUGUUAGCACUUGCUGUGAUAUAUUCGAUUUUACGUCUCGAAUGGCAGACUACAUCGACACAGAGGCCUCUGCGAGAAGCUAAUAAUGUGAUAACAGAUUUCUUCGAUAAAGAGCAUGUCAAAGCAUCCAUCGGUACUCUGACAAAGAAACGUCCCCAUCAUCGAAGGUUGUACUUGUGGUUGUUUAUGAUUACCAUGGCUUUAUAUACAUUCCAAAGAGAUGAGAAACCAAUGACUUAUCUAUACGUUAGCAAGAUGUUCAAUUGGGAUGUUGCGACUUACAGCAAUUUCAAAACUGUUCAAUCGGCUUUGUAUGUUAUUACAAUGUUAAUAGGGAUACCUAUUAUGAGUCAUGUUCUUGGAUGGAAAGAUACAAUUAUAAUAAUGAUUGGUGCUUCAGGACAUGCCUUAGCUCGUUUGGUUUUUGGUCUAACCGAUAUCGCUAACUUAUUCUACCUGGGUGCUGUUAUUGCAGCAAUCGGCCCAGUAGUCGCCCCGGUACUAAGAUCGAUGACGUCAAAAGUUGUACCGAUUUCUGAAAGGGGAAAAGUCUUCUCCUGGUUAUCUGUAUUCGACAAUGCAGUACCAUUAUUUUCCGGCGUACUUUACACCCAGGUGUACAAUGCUUCGAUAAACACUCAUCCUGCUGGAAUAUUUUGGUUAACAAUGAGCACACAAAUUGUGGUAUUCAUUCUAAUACUGUGUGUUCAUUUAAUAUUAGGAAAUAAGCCUCUUCUAGUUGAAGAAGAAAAAAGCGAAGAAGCCAUUAUUCAGAGGGCCGAUGAGACCUCAAACGAAAAGACUGAUUCAAUAAGAUACUGAAAGUGUAGAUGUGUCAACAUCUCGAUUAAUCCGAUGGUGGUCAAAAGUCACAGUCGAACCAACAUUGUUCCUGUACAAUUUGGCCUGUAUGACAACAUCUGUGGUC
Molecule: messenger RNA, 4450 nt
Organism: Ctenocephalides felis (cat flea)
Lineage: Eukaryota; Metazoa; Arthropoda; Insecta; Siphonaptera; Pulicidae
Product: adenylate cyclase type 6-like
Exons: 35
Biological process (GO): adenylate cyclase-inhibiting G protein-coupled receptor signaling pathway; adenylate cyclase-activating G protein-coupled receptor signaling pathway; transmembrane transport
Cellular component (GO): plasma membrane
Molecular function (GO): transmembrane transporter activity; adenylate cyclase activity
Source: RefSeq, a predicted model, not a curated record